CAACCUAUUCCAUUUAAACUAUUAUCAGUUAUACUAAAAAUAAGAAUAGAUUUAGAAGUUAGUGAAGUUCAGUCUGAGUUCAAUAUUGAACUUUUAAACCAGGUUCAAGUUCAGUCUGGGUUCGGUUCAAAUGUUUAUGAACUUGUUCAAGUUCAAUAUGGAUGGUCACAAAAG
Molecule: messenger RNA, 174 nt
Organism: Dentiscutata erythropus
Lineage: Eukaryota; Fungi; Glomeromycota; Glomeromycetes; Diversisporales; Gigasporaceae
Source: the annotation of a GenBank genome assembly